UCACAAUAAUAUUCUAAACAAUUAAAUUGAAUGCCAGAUAAAUUGUUUCUAAUGCGAUCGAAGAAUUGUUGUAGCUUGUAAUACAACUAAUGGAUACGGAUAUUUCCAAAUAUAAUGUUGUCGUUUACAAUGUUUGCUUAUAACUUGCGGUCGAAUACAAAUAAAUGUUUAUUCAUAAACGACAGAUACCUGCAGAUCAAUGAACAAACUGUGACAGACUUCGGAUAACUAUCUUAUUUAAAUAUUGAAUAUCACAUCUGAGAGUAUAUGAACUGAUUAAAAAAGAAUAGGACAUUAUUUUUGCAUUUAACUUCAUUCAAGGAUCAUCUGAAUUCAAUCCCGUUAUAUAAUGUUAUAUUGUAACCUUUUCUGGAAACUAUUCAAAGAUAUAUUUCGUGAUUUCUGGUCUGUAAGUUUUUUUUUAUAUUAAAUCAGUAUGAUAAGAUUAUUCGUGAUAUUGGCAUAUACUCUAGUUUUCAACACUGUGUGCAAAUGCUACACAUACGAGGACACGAAAGAACUUUUGGAACACUUAUUUGACACUUCAAGAUAUAAUAGAUUUAUACGACCUGUUAAGAACAGUUCAACAAUUACAAAGGUGAACAUAUCUCAGACAAUCCGUGCAAUCAGCAGUUUUGAUGUGGUAACCGGAUUAAUGUGCUCAUAUUCGUUCAUAUCUAUGAGCUGGAAAGAUGAAUUAUUGACGUGGAACAGUUCUGAUUAUGGUGAUAUAACACAGGUGACAUUACCCUCUGACAUUUUGUGGAAUCCGCAGCUGGAGAAAACUUUUGCUGGGGCUUGCAAAGACACUGAUGUUGAGGAAAAACUCCCAAUAUUGAAUAUAUCACUUUCAAACGACGGCGUUGUAUUUGUUUACCAGGCAAAAUCAAUAGGUGCGAUGUGUGUUAUCGACAUGAAAAUGUUUCCAUUUGAUAAACACACAUGUGUGCAUCAUUUUUUUACAUCCAAAUAUACACUAAAUGAGCUUGAAAUUCAGUUCAUUCAACAGAAUGUAGUUGAUAAAACAUACUACAGUGAAAAUCAAGAAUGGAGUGUGGAUAAAUCUAAUGUUUUUGUCACAGAUUAUAAAGAUACAUUGUCGUCGCUGCAUAUUUCAUAUGCAACAAGUCUGAUUACUGUAAAAAGACGACCAAGUUUCAUAAUGAUUAACAAUUUUGCCCCGGCUUGGCUGGUUUCGGUUCUUAUAAUAUUUGCACCAUUUGUUCCCCCUGAUUGUGAAAGACUUUCAUUUUCCAUUACAACAUAUCUUGCUAUGAUAUUUAUGAACGUGUCUUUUGUGUCUGAAAUCCCAAGAAAUUCGAUUGAAAUCAUUCUAUUUUCACAGAGUUUGCUUGCGUUCAAUAUCAUAUCUACAAUGGGGAUUAUUUGGAGUAUCUUUAUAGUUUCUCUGUCUAAAAUAUCUACCAAAGACAGAAAAGUUCCGGGCGUUUUCAAGAAGUAUUUGAGCAAAAAUAUAAAGAAAGUGAAAUCAGAAGAUCAUGUGAAUUCCAUUGACGAAGGUGACGAAAAUGAAAAAUCUGGUGAGCCUAAGAUAUCCGAUGGUUUUGAUAGUAAUGUGGCCGGGGAAAUAGGUUGGUACGAUAUGGCGUGCUUUCUCGAUAAAAUUUAUUUUGUAAUGUCAGUCUUGACUGUUGGAGUAAUGAAUUUUGUAAUAUUUCGAGAUAUUGAUACUGGGUGAUUAUAAAUAGGAUAUAACAUGGGUAGUCGGACCCUUUUAACGCUGAGUGAAUUUCAGUUGGAAAAAAAGCAAAUAAAUUAGUGCAUGUGUUGUAUUUAACUUACCUAUCUUAUUAAAAUGUAUUGUUUGACU
Ruditapes philippinarum (Manila clam) is the source of this 1831-nucleotide messenger RNA. Its product is annotated as acetylcholine receptor subunit delta-like. Gene Ontology annotation, molecular function: neurotransmitter receptor activity; transmembrane signaling receptor activity; extracellular ligand-gated monoatomic ion channel activity. Gene Ontology annotation, cellular component: membrane; neuron projection; synapse. The record is from RefSeq and is a predicted model, not a curated record. The coding region runs from base 437 to 1699 and encodes 420 amino acids. The transcript has 2 exons. NCBI's taxonomy places the organism in Eukaryota, Metazoa, Mollusca, Bivalvia, Venerida, Veneridae. Gene Ontology annotation, biological process: monoatomic ion transmembrane transport; chemical synaptic transmission; regulation of membrane potential.